Molecule: messenger RNA, 1265 nt
Organism: Oryza brachyantha (malo sina)
Lineage: Eukaryota; Viridiplantae; Streptophyta; Magnoliopsida; Poales; Poaceae
Exons: 5
Coding region: 91-843 (250 amino acids)
Source: RefSeq, a predicted model, not a curated record
CGCCGCCUUAUCCUGCCCAUUUAAAUACCUGCGCUUCUUGGGGAAAGAGAAAACAGAGAGAGCCCGGAGGAGAGAGAGAGAGAGAGAGGAAUGGCGUUGCUGCAGCAACCGGUGAUGCUGGGCAUCGGUUGCAGCAACGCCCUGGCACGAGCAAGGAGGGUGCAAUGUCUGGCAGCGGCGUCCCACUCCCACAUGCCAUGUCUACCCGUCCUCCUGCGAGUCAGCGGCGGCGGCGGCGGCAGGAGGCAGGGUAGCCGCCGCUUCCCUUCUCAAAAGAUCGGCUUGAGCCGGAGGAUCAGGAGGAAGGACCUACGUGUGGUCGUCGCGGAAGCCAGCGCCGCCGCCGCCGGUGCCUCGCCGGCAUCGUCGCCUGGCGGCGUCAGCGUCAGCGAUGUUCUUUGGCCCUCUGCCGGUGCAUUCCUAGCAAUGGCAGUGCUGGGAAGAAUGGAUCAGAUGAUGGCGUACAAGGGAGUGUCAUUGACAAUUGCCCCCCUCGGAGCAGUCUGCGCUGUGCUUUUCACUGCUCCAGGCUCACCUGCAGCCAAGAAAUACAACAUGUUUGUUGCCCAGAUUGGCUGUGCAGCAUUUGGUGUGUUAGCCCUUUCCUUAUUUGGACCUGGCUGGUUGGCAAGAGGUGCUGCUCUUUCUGCAUCCAUAGCAUUCAUGACAAUUACAGGCGCCUCACACCCUCCAGCUGCAAGCUUGCCUCUCUUGUUUAUUGAUGGUCCAAAGUUUCACAAUUUGCAACUUUGGUAUGCCCUUUUCCCUGGAGCUGCAGGCUGCAUAAUUCUUUGCUUGAUCCAAGAGUUGGUGAUUUACCUGAAGAAGAACUGCAAGUUCUGAUUCUAGCGAUGAAUGACUUCUUGUAGCAAUGACAGAUUAAAAUUCAAUACUGUACCAUAAAUUGCUAGAACUGCAUCGGGAAGAAAUGGAGUGGUCUUAUUUGCUAAGCAGAAAGAGGAGGAAAAACAGAUUGAUUGAUACUGCAGAUAUGAAGUACAUACCAAUAUCUCAUUGAACGAAAUCUGAUACAUGUACAAAAAAUCCUUCUUUGGUGAAUAAUAAUUGACUUAUUCAUGUAAUAUAGAAAUUUGCAAAAGAAAAAAAGGAAGUAAGUUCACAACACCUCUGGUAAUCUGAAGGAGAUUGAAUCAUUUGUUCUGGGGCACGGUUGCAAUUGCAUGCUUAGUUGCAAUAAUUGCAGACUGCAAAUCUGAGACAACUAGAAUAAUGAUUUAAAAGCUCAAAAUAAAUUAAGUUAUAAA